Exophiala bonariae is the source of this 729-nucleotide messenger RNA. RefSeq lists its product as uncharacterized. Bases 1 to 729 code for a protein of 242 amino acids. The record is from RefSeq and is a predicted model, not a curated record. Gene Ontology annotation, molecular function: ribosome binding; translation initiation factor activity. The transcript is spliced from 2 exons. Lineage: Eukaryota; Fungi; Ascomycota; Eurotiomycetes; Chaetothyriales; Herpotrichiellaceae. Gene Ontology annotation, biological process: regulation of translational initiation. Gene Ontology annotation, cellular component: cytoplasm; eukaryotic translation initiation factor 3 complex.
AUGCCUCAAGGCUUCGACAAGUGUAAAGAGCGGUCGGCGCAUAUCGAUGAGAUCCUAAACGGCCUGAAUCGCUACAAUCCCGAGACGACGACGAUAUUUCAAGAAUAUGUUACCCAGCAGUGUGAAGAGAAAUUCUUCGACACGUACGCAUGCCUUGCGCUGUUGAAAUUAUACCAAUUCAACCCUCAAUUAUUGCACCCAGAAACUGUCACCAACAUCCUGGUGAAAGCACUGACAGUCUUCCCAUCUCCAUCAUUCUCUCUGGCGCUGGCCUUACUCCCACCUUCAACCAUCCCCUACCAGCCUGGCAAUACUUCAAUACCCACCACAGACCUCACAGAGUCGAUACAAAAACUUACGAAUCUCAACACCCUCCUUGAAUCCGCGCAGUACGAUGCAUUUUGGUCGACACUGGAAUCAGACGACCUCUACGCAGAUUUGUAUGCUGAUGUGGCAGGAUUUGAAGAUCUAGUGAGAAUCAGAAUCGCAGGCGAGGUUGGCAAGACCUUCCGGCAAAUUGACCUGGGUGUGCUGAGUGGAUGGCUGGACCUUCGAGGAGACAGUUUGACCAAGUUCGCGCAAACGGCUUGUGGCUGGAAAGUUAACGGCUCUCAAGUCGACAUUCCAGCAAACGCAGAGAACGAGGCCAAGAGUGAGAUCAAGGGUGAGAGAGUCGGUGUCGACAUGUUCGGUAGGGUGUUCAGACGCGGCUAUGAGGCUCCUGCCUAG